Plodia interpunctella (Indianmeal moth) is the source of this 2071-nucleotide messenger RNA. RefSeq names its product Tubulin-binding cofactor C (gene TBCC). Gene Ontology annotation, cellular component: cytoplasm. Lineage: Eukaryota; Metazoa; Arthropoda; Insecta; Lepidoptera; Pyralidae. Bases 138 to 1304 code for a protein of 388 amino acids. The transcript has 3 exons. Gene Ontology annotation, biological process: post-chaperonin tubulin folding pathway; tubulin complex assembly. The record is from RefSeq and is a predicted model, not a curated record. Gene Ontology annotation, molecular function: tubulin binding.
GACUGUAUAUGUUCAAAAACCACAACUGGGUCUUGGACGGUUAUUACAGUCUCGGUGAGAGACUGGGUGGACUCAAAACACGUGAGCUCGACUACAAAGUGUGGACUAACGAAGGAAAAAUAUAAAAACUUGGUGAGAUGAGUAUAGCGAUUAGGGCCUCGUUUUGGGUGCUGACCUUCGGAGGCAUCGGUUGGGCAUUGUUCAAGGUGGUCAAACCUGAUGAUGAGCUACUUAAAGAGUUUGACAAGGGGUCUAAAAAUACAGAUACUAGAAAAUUCUCCCGUGAUACCAUAUCAAUCAUAAAAGAAGCUGCUGAUCUUAAUUCUGAAACUAAGAGGCUUAGCAAACGAGACGCACAGAGAUUAGAGAAACUUCAGAAAGCCCAAAAAGCGAGGGAAGAGGUUAAUGUUAGCAAUGAGAAUGAGGAUUAUUUUGCAGGCUCCUUUAGAGUUAAAUCGGAGUAUAUUGAGGACUUAUUAUCACAAAUUCCAACUUUAGAAACUUGUGCGCUCCCCUCCCAUUUUGAUAACAUCAAGAGAGAAGUCAACGACCUCCAGAAACAUGUAGUGACCUCAUCUUUCUUCCUAAAGGAGUUUAACAUGCGCAAGUAUUUAGGAAUAGUACAGAGUUUGCAGACAAAAUGUUAUGAACUAGAAGAAAGGUAUGUACCACGCAAAAAGUUUGGUUUCACUAGAAAGAAGCUAACUAACACACACAGUGAUAAGCAGAACGCUGAUGAGACUGACUGCGCUGGGAAAAAAGGAACCAAUAAGUGGGAUAAAAAUUUGUUUGGUCUUGACUCUAAAGAAAAUUCUGUUUUGAUGCUUGAAAAUGAUGAAUUGUUUCAAAGGGAUGUCGCCUUGCGUAAUCUCAAGAACUGUACAGUGGGGCUGAAAGGCGUCAUGGGUACUUUGCACUUAACUAAUUUAGAGAAUUGCGUCAUACUCUCUGGGCCUGUUACGACAUCAGUUUUUGUUGAAAAAUGUACUAAUUGCAAGAUAGUAGCUGCAUGUCAACAACUGCGUAUGCACACCUCCAGUAAAUGCGAUGUAUAUUUGCAUGUGACAAGUAAAGGUAUCGUGGAAGACUGUACAGAUAUCAGGACGGCUCCAUACAAUUUGUACUAUGAGGAUUUGGAGAAGCACUUCAAUAUGUCUUCACUAGAUAGAACUGUGAACAACUGGGACCAAUUGGAUGAUUUCAAUUGGCUGGCUCCUGACAUACCUUCUCCUUAUUGGUCAACUUUGGAUGCAUCACAAAGAAUUGCAAAUUGGAAUGAAUGGUGGAAUAGAUUACCAUCAUAAUCCAAGUAGUUUGAUUCUGGCGUUUAACUCAGUGCUGCCUUCCAACACAGCCAAUAUUGUAUGUCAUGAGAUUUGGCUCAGAAAAAAUAUUGUCAGUAACAUUCUUGUGGCGAGGAUGUCAAAUACACUUUGUAUUGAUUUUCCGUCAUUUGAUGAAUAUUUAAUUAUAUUCUCAUACAAGCAUGAACCAUAGUAAGUUAAGCGCUAGAUCAAAGAAUCCUCAUAGUGUGAUAAACAAGAAAUUCCAUGUUUAAUCAUGUAAAAUAACGCAAAUAAAUUAGCCUUUACUGAACAAAUUGCUAAUGUUAACAACUUGCCCUCUUGUUCAUAUAUAAUUAAUGUUUUGUUUUUCUGUCAAUAGUCUAAUAUUGUGGUGAACGAAAUAGGGACAAAACAUUUUAACUAUGUUUUAACUUUUUUAUGAAUAAGAGGGUUAAUCAUUAACUUUUUUAAAAGUUGCUCUAAUCAAACAAGUGCCCUUGCCUUUAUAAAGUUUGCAUUUUAAUUUAGCUUAACAAGCAAUGUACAAUGUAAUAUUUACUAGUGUGUGGUUAGGAACGAUGAUUCACAUAUAUAUACAUACCUUAUUUACACAUAAACGUUUGUUUAUAGAUUAGUGAGGAUUUUGGUUCUGAAAAAUGCACUAGUAAAAAUUACCUAGAAAAUAUAUAAAAAGAACUAAAUUCGUUUAAAUGCUUAGUUAAUACAAUAUGGUAGCAUUUACUAAAAUUGUAAAUUAUGUAAUAAACAUUAUAUACCAGAAAAAA